AUUCCCUGCGUCUGCCAGUCCCGCCACGGAUUCAUUAGGGAUCCUCGAACAGAUGAGCCCCGUGGAGACGAGGAAUCAAGACAACGGAUUAGAGCCAAUUGCCUGCUUCGGGGACUGCCAGCCCUUCCAGGCCUGGUGACGGGGGAGGGAGGAGAUAGACGAACGGGGCGCCGCUGCGGGAAGACACCCGAAGCUAGAGCGACAAUCUUCCCCCUGCCCGCCCUCCUCUCCACCUGGCAGCACAGGCUUUGAAAGCUGCUCACCCAUCUGAAUGGAAACUAGGAACCGCCGGGCGGCGUGUUCCUUCUCGCCCAGCCUUGCGAUCUAUGCCGAGAGGAAGGCAGUGCGAGCCCGCUCCAGCGUCCAGCUCCCGGGACAGGGCCGGCAGUGCUGCUGAGCAGAACUUGACCGAGCUCCUUCCUCUCUGCUAGUGGAAGCGAUGCUGCACGGCACAGCCAGCGCUUCCCCGGCUCUCCUUCAAGCUGAAGGUUACCCACCCGCGCAGCCAGUCCCAAGCCUGUGAGCGCCGCGCCUCGGGUCCCGGCUCCGGCUGCUUGGUGGCGGCGCGCAGGGCAACUACCUGGCCGCCCGCGCCGGGGCGCACUGCACCAGCGGCUUCGGCUUGGUGGAUGUGUAUGCAUGAGUUCUGCACCGAAUGGGCGCAAAAAGCGCCCCAGCCGGUCCACCCGCUCCUCAAUCUUCCAGAUCAGCAAGCCCCCGCUGCAAAGCCGGGAUUGGGAGCGCAGGGGCAGCGGCUCCGAGAGCGCCCACAAAACUCAACGAGCCCUGGACGAUUGCAAGAUGCUUGUCCAAGAGUUCAACACGCAAGUGGCCCUGUACCGAGAAUUGGUCAUUUCUAUCGGGGACGUCUCUGUCAGUUGCCCCUCACUCAGGGUGGAAAUGCACAAGACAAGAACCAAAGGCUGUGAAAUGGCCCGCCAGGCACACCAAAAACUUGCUGCCAUCUCGGGCCCAGAAGGUGGUGAGAUCCAUCCAGAAAUCUGUCGGCUCUACAUUCAGCUGCAAUGCUGCUUAGAAAUGUACACAACAGAGAUGCUAAAAUCCAUAUGUCUGCUGGGGUCUCUUCAAUUUCAUCGAAAAGGAAAGGAGCCUGGAGGGGGAACCAAGAGUUUGGAUUGCAAAAUUGAGGAGUGUGCUGAAACACCUGCUCUAGAGGACUCCUCAUCUUCCCCUGUAGAUAUUCAGCAACAUUCCUGGCAGGUUUCCACAGACAUUGAGAACUCUGAAAGAGACAUGCGAGAAAUGAAAAACCUUUUAAGCAAACUCAGGGAAACUAUGCCUUUACCAUUGAAAAAUCAAGAUGACAGCAGCCUUCUAAAUCUGACUCCCUACCCCCUGGUUAGAAGACGGAAGAGAAGGUUCUUUGGGCUGUGCUGUCUUGUCUCAAGCUAG
This is a messenger RNA of Mesoplodon densirostris (Blainville's beaked whale), 1413 nucleotides long. RefSeq names its product regulator of G protein signaling 7 binding protein (gene RGS7BP). Bases 640 to 1413 code for a protein of 257 amino acids. Gene Ontology annotation, biological process: G protein-coupled receptor signaling pathway. Lineage: Eukaryota; Metazoa; Chordata; Mammalia; Artiodactyla; Ziphiidae. Gene Ontology annotation, cellular component: postsynapse; neuron projection; nucleus. The record is from RefSeq and is a predicted model, not a curated record. The transcript has 6 exons.